AUGGUCAACUUUGCGAAAAUCGCUCUUCGAACUUAUGAAAUGCAAGAGAAGCUUAUCGAAGCAAGGAGAACUAACGAACAGCUGAAGACUGCUGAAUACACUGCCGUGCCUGAGCCGCCGAAGUCAUCACUUCACGUUAUACCAGAAGCCGCAGAAGAAGAGACGGUCAGUGGUGGCACCCUGAAUUCGAGUGAGAGUCUUCACUCCACACCUCCAGCACAACCUCCACCCGCAAGUGAACAAGAUGUCAUUUUGGCUCGCACAAAUGCUGUUAAGAAUUACGUGACUCAACAGUCAGAAGCUGUGGCAAGGAAAUCUGCUGAGUCUGACGACAAUGAUUCCGGUGAGAUGACUCGAGAUGAAGACGAGCGUGAAUCAGUUUGUAAUCGAGAAUCACAACAACACCAAGGAGAAGAUAUCGAGGUGAAAUCAACAAGUGUUUGUUUGUUUCCACUUGAUGUUGCCAGCUCAUUGAAGCUAAGUGAACGAUGUCAGGUCACUAGUAAUGCUGAUGAAGAGUGUGCCCCAACUGCAGCAGAUAACGACAUGAAUGAAACCGUGGAAGAGCAUGAUGUUGUCAUGCAAAACCAGGAGGUGGGACCAGGAGACUUCUCAGACGACGAUUCUGCCAUGGAUUCGGGUGCUGCAGACGUUGAUCAAAAUGUUACUAUGGAGGAAGGGGAGGAAGAGGUAAUGGAAGAGGCAGCUACAGACAAGGGACGUGUCCAUUCACCAACGACGGAAGGAUUUUCGCAACUUCAAAAAUCCUGGUGGAAGCCAAAAAAGCGUGUCUUUUUCGCAGCAGUCUCAGAAAAAUUCCGUAGAUCCAUCUCCUCAAAGCCCCUCGAUCUCCAAUUCAAGAAGAAAUGCCCUUCAACUUCAAUUGUAACAGUGAUAAUGACGAUUUUGAUCCAACAGCUGCACUUAAUAUCAGCACGCACAGCAAUGAAAGCAUGGAAAUUCGUGUACAUUAUAGAUCCCGGCGCUGAUUUCCUCUCUCUGAUGGAAUCAGCCAAUGAAAAACGAGAGAAACAGCGUAAAAGUUCGAAUUCUCCAGCUGGAGAUUUCUCCUUCUCGAUGUUUGGUUUGGGUAACGAUGCUGGAGCUGAUGGAGCCUCCUAUCAUGUGGAUUCAUUCAAUUAUCUUGCCGAAGAGGGAGUUCAUCUUGCUGCACAAUCCGUCCCCGCGGAGAAAUUUCGCCUUCCUUCCGGCGAAGCUGUUGAAUUCAAAUAUACUGGCGCUUCGUUAGCCAUGCCUACAGUAGAAAGUGUACCAUCAAAGUAUGCCGCCGUUGACCAGCUCCGGAUACUUCCUUCAGAAUGUCGACAAAGAGGAUUGACAUAUGCUGGGAAUUUACGAGUUGGCCUGGAGAUUAAAGUCAAUGGUCAAAGAAUAGACGUAUUGGAAACAGUGAUUGGGAGAGUUCCAGUGAUGCUCAGAUCAACAGUAUGUCAUUUGAGCAAAAUGAACAGAAAGGAAUUGUUGAAAGCUGGAGAAGAAGGAACAGAAAAAGGCGGAUAUUUUAUUUGCAAAGGGAGCGAAAAGGUGAUUCGUUUGCUGAUUGCGAAUCGGCGUAAUUUCCCCAUAGCACUGUGCAGGAAAACUUUCCGUGAAAAGGGCCUGCUAUUCACUGAGUAUGGAGUCAUGAUGCGAUGUGUCAAAGACAAUCACACUGCCGUGAUGAUGACAAUGCACUACCUUGAAUCAGGAACUGUACAGGUCGCUUUGCAAUAUCGUCGAGAAAUAUUCUACUUACCAUUCAUUUAUAUCUUGAAAGCCUUGGUGAAUAAAAAUGAUGCUCUGAUUGCUGCUGAACUGAAACGCGGAAGAAAGGACGACGCGUUCUUCACAUCGUGUGUCUUGAAUAUGCUUUCGCAGUGUCAGGAGGAAGGCGUCAUGCACCAAGAAGAUUCUUUGCGAGCACUCGGAGCGCGCUUUAGAGUUGCAGUUGCCGAUCGCAUCGCCCCAUGGGAAGAUAGUGAAGCAGCCGGUCGUUUCAUCAUUGACUCUUGUGUAGCAGUUCAUCUGGAUGACUGGGAAGACAAAUUCUAUCUGCUUGUUUAUAUGGCACAAAAGCUCUUCGCUCUGAUAAAGGGAGAAUGUGCUCCAGAAACGCCGGACAAUCCCCAGUUCCAGGAAGCUGCCGUUUCUGGUCACAUAAUUCUGCUCAUCAUUCGAGAGCGAAUGGAAAAUGUUCUUGGCAUAGUUCGUCGCAAGUUAGAAUAUACGGCAAAGCGCAAGAAAGAUAGUUUUGCUUUGACAUCGAAUGAGGUUCUCCGAGCUCUCGGGACUAGCAAUCCAGAAAUAACAAGAGGUCUUGAGUAUUUCCUCGCCACCGGGAACCUGAUAACUAAAAUUGGAUUAUCUCUUCAGCAGGAAACGGGAUUUUCUGUAAUAGCCGAAAGAAUCAAUCAACUCCGUUUUGUUUCUCAUUUCAGAGCUAUUCACAGAGGAGCGUUCUUCACAGAAAUGCGAACCACUGAUGUGCGGAAGCUGCGUCCAGAAGCGUGGGGCUUCAUUUGUCCUGUCCAUACUCCGGAUGGUUCUCCUUGUGGUCUUUUGAAUCACGUAACUGCUUCAUGUCGAAUUGUUACUCAUUAUUCUGACACGAGAGAACUGCCAGCCUUCAUGGCUGAUCUAGGAAUGAUUUCAUGUAAAUCGAUCGCUUUCGCUUCCGAUAAUGAGAAGCAUUAUCCUGUUCUUCUUGAUGGUCGUUUCCUUGGCUAUAUCCCUGUGAAAAAAGCAGCGGCUAUAGAACGACAGCUGCGCUGCGUCAAGACAAAUCUCAAGGAUUCCAGGGUGCCGUGUGUAGCAGAGAUAGCUCUGGUUCAUCGCUCAACAGACAUGAAGAAUAUCCAGACGCAAUAUCCAGGGUUGUACAUUCUUUCUGAUCCUGCUCGUUUGAUCCGCCCUGUACGGAAUCUCAUUACUGAUUCGGUGGAAUUUAUUGGAACAUUUGAGCAAGUCUAUUUGUCGAUAGUCAUUGAUCCUUCGGAAGCAGAACCUGGGGUUACUAUUCAUCAGGAACUACAUCCAAGCUGUUUGUUCUCGUUUGCUGGAAACCUCAUUCCUUUCCCUGACCAUAAUCAAUCGCCCCGGAAUGUGUACCAAUGUCAAAUGGGGAAACAAACAAUGGGAACCGCAGUACACGCAUGGCACACGAGAGCAGAUAACAAAAUGUACCGGCUUCAGUUUCCUCAAAGUCCGCUGCUCAAAUUGGAAGCUUAUGAACGAUAUGAAAUGGAUGAAUAUCCGCUAGGAACUAACGCCUGUGUCGCUGUUAUUUCAUACACUGGUUAUGACAUGGAAGACGCCAUGGUUAUUAACAAGUCAUCUUUCCAACGCGGUUUCGCUCAUGGAACAGUGAUCAAAGUUGAAAGGAUCAAUCUGGUCACUCCUAGCGAGAAGAAAACAUUGUUCCGAAUGGAUCCGAAACAUCCAUACGAUACGGUCGGUUGUGACGGUCUUCCCAUCCCAGGAAGGCGAUAUUUUGAAGAUGAAGUAUACUAUGUCACCUACAAUCAAGAUACCGGGUUACAUCAAGCGUACAAAUUUCAUCAUGCUGAGCCUGCUUACUGUGGUAUUGUACGCCUUGUCCAUCAGGAUAAUGUUGAAGAAGGCGCAAGGCAUGCAUUAAUUCAAUGGCGCAUCGAGAGGAAUCCGAUUAUUGGCGAUAAAUUCGCCUCUAGACAUGGUCAGAAAGGAAUCAACUCAUUUCUGUGGCCAGUGGAGAAUCUCCCAUUCAGUGAAAGUGGAAUGGUUCCUGAUAUUAUAUUCAAUCCUCACGGUUUCCCCAGUCGUAUGACUAUCGGUAUGAUGAUUGAGAGUAUGGCAGGGAAGGCAGCUGCCAUGCACGGUGAUGUUUAUGAUGCUUCUCCGUUUGUUUUCAAUGAAAAACGAACAGCAAUUGACCACUUCGGCGAACUGUUGGCAAAAGCUGGGUAUAAUUAUCAUGGGAACGAAACAUUCUAUUCUGGAGUGGAUGGAAGGCAACUUGAGGUGCAAAUAUUUUUCGGAAUCGUUUAUUACCAGCGACUUCGACACAUGAUCGCUGAUAAAUUCCAGGUUCGUGUGAUCAAUCUGGUCACUCCUAGCGAGAAGAAAACAUUGUUCCGAAUGGAUCCGAAACAUCCAUACGAUACGGUCGGUUGUGACGGUCUUCCCAUCCCAGGAAGGCGAUAUUUUGAAGUUUCAGAUGAAGUAUACUAUGUCACCUACAAUCAAGAUACCGGGUUACAUCAAGCGUACAAAUUUCAUCAUGCUGAGCCUGCUUACUGUGGUAUUGUACGCCUUGUCCAUCAGGAUAAUGUUGAAGAAGGCGCAAGGCAUGCAUUAAUUCAAUGGCGCAUCGAGAGGAAUCCGAUUAUUGGCGAUAAAUUCGCCUCUAGACAUGGUCAGAAAGGAAUCAACUCAUUUCUGUGGCCAGUGGAGAAUCUCCCAUUCAGUGAAAGUGGAAUGGUUCCUGAUAUUAUAUUCAAUCCUCACGGUUUCCCCAGUCGUAUGACUAUCGGUAUGAUGAUUGAGAGCAUGGCAGGCAAGGCUGCGGCCAUGCACGGUGAUGUGUAUGAUGCUUCUCCGUUUGUUUUCAAUGAAAAACGAACAGCAAUUGACCACUUCGGCGAACUGUUGGCAAAAGCUGGGUAUAAUUAUCAUGGGAACGAAACAUUCUAUUCUGGAGUGGAUGGAAGGCAACUUGAGGUGCAAAUAUUUUUCGGAAUCGUUUAUUACCAGCGACUUCGACACAUGAUUGCUGAUAAAUUCCAGGUUCGUAUGACAUGA
Cooperia oncophora is the source of this 4779-nucleotide messenger RNA. The record is from the annotation of a GenBank genome assembly. NCBI's taxonomy places the organism in Eukaryota, Metazoa, Nematoda, Chromadorea, Rhabditida, Trichostrongylidae.